Molecule: messenger RNA, 501 nt
Organism: Acanthocheilonema viteae
Lineage: Eukaryota; Metazoa; Nematoda; Chromadorea; Rhabditida; Onchocercidae
Source: the annotation of a GenBank genome assembly
AUGGAUAAUACCAGAGAUUCUGUGGCUUAUAAUAUACUACCAUUGGAAGAUUUCCCAGAAACAAUUGAGGAAGACGACAACGAUAACGAUACAAUUCCACCAAACGAUAAAAUUAUGCCAGCUGUUCCGGAAGGUGAAACAACUUGUCGAAUUAAAUUACUACGUCCAGAAUUACCACCAGAAAUACAACCAGAAAAUAUUACUGAUUUACAUUGUGCUAUCAAUGUAAAAGAACGUGUUGAAAUUAAUGGUGAGAAACGUUUGAUACAAAAGCGUAAAACAAUACAUCCAGAAUGGAAUGAAAGUUGGGAUACAGGUGUUGUAGCUGGACGAGUAUUACAGGUUGUUCUGUUUAACGGUACCACACCAAUUGCUGAUGCUACAAUGCGGCAACAGGACAUUAUAUCAAAAUGCAAAGGAGAAAAUGCUACGCAUGUUUGGAUUAAUUUGAAGCCAGCAGGACGUAUUCUUGCUCAAGCUUGUCAUAUUGGUAAUUCCUGA